Dicrocoelium dendriticum is the source of this 1836-nucleotide messenger RNA. Lineage: Eukaryota; Metazoa; Platyhelminthes; Trematoda; Plagiorchiida; Dicrocoeliidae. The record is from the annotation of a GenBank genome assembly.
GUCGAAGUGGCAUGCACUAUGAUUCCGGACACCAUGGCAGGUUUGAGUCUGUUAACCCAGGUUCUCAAAUCAAUUCUGAACAAUGCGGACGACUUGGAUCGAGCCUCACAAAAGGCGUUAACCAAUCUGCUGGCCGGCAUCACGAGCACUUUGGCUUCGCUGAUCGCGGGUGGAAACAGUUUGGCUAGCAAGAUUGUCCUUGAUGAGGUUCUCAAAGUGGCUGUGAGCCUUGUGGAUGUGUCCAACUUCCAAAUACACAACUCAAUUCCCAAGGAUAUUCCUCAUGAGCGCAAGUAUCUGGACUACGACGUUGAUUUGGAAAGUGAAGGUUUGCUUUCUUUCGGUGAUGAAGCAUGGACUGAAUUGUCAUUUCGAAACAACGUAGCCCAACAAUCCCAGACAGCGUCACAAGCCUCACAUAUGCUGCUCUCAUUACUGCGCGCACAAUGGAAGCUCAUCGGACCACGACUUGUUGCAGACGAUCCACCGAUAGUGACCAAUACAAGCGUGGCCGUUAUCAGUAUGGCUCUGAUGACAUUAGGCCAGAACCGUUCCCUUUCGAUGCCAAUCGGCCAUACCGGAUCCAAAGUGGUAGUUCCUGAUCUAUGUUUAGUAGUGCAAAGGUUGGGUGCAGAUUGCCGGACGGCAGUCACCGUGCAGGUGAUGGCAACCAGCAAUAAUUUGUUCUCUUUCAUGGCAAAUGCAACGAUUCCAGUCCCUGGCGACGCUGGCACCGUCACACUAACCGUCUACAAUAAAACACACAAUCUGCCAAUGAGGAGACUUGAAGUCCCAUUCGAAGUUCUUUUACAACGAGGUCCACACUUCAUUCCACCGGAGUUCAGUUACAUGAAUCCAACUGAAAAUGAAACCUUUCUUCCAAGUAGUCGCAAGGCUGUGGACAACACAGAGGUUUAUCAGGCUCUACUUGUUUCUGAAACCGAUGUCCCAGAUGCCCAGUCAGGAUUUACCUUUCAACUGAAACCAAAAAGUUUUGAAACUUGCCCCCAAUAUUUAGUGGUCGGAAGAAUGCUCGAACCACCGAUCAUUUCACAAGCGGGUGGAAAAUACGACUUUUGGACGCUACUGCCUAAAAAUACAAAAGAGUGUGGUAAGUAUGUCGCUGUGUCCACGAGAAUAUUUUGUAAAUAUAUCCAUGGAGAUAUGUACAACUUAUAUUCGAUCCCGCUGAACAAAGUCAGCCCUCUAACCACCAUUAAACGAACGCACUGUUUAUGCUACAAGGCAUCCACCUUUGCAUCCGGUUGGCUUGCUUUGCCCAACUUUUUGAGCUUCGAUUAUGUGUUCCGGAACAUGGAUUUUACAAAGAACGUUACGUUGUAUGCCGCUGAGAUCACCGUCGGUGCCUUAUUCGUACUAAUUUUCAUCUGGGCUAGACGAACGGAUUUGAAGGACGUUGAAAAGCUUAGGGUCACCCCUUUGGCCCAGAACAACCCAGAUGACGAAUACUUGUACGAACUCUUUGUGAGCACUGGUCAUCGACAUGGGGCUGGAACAGACUCCAGGGUAUGCAUCCAACUUUCGGGAGAGUAUGAAGAGACCCGUCCUACGGCACUAAUGGACCCUUGUCGCAAGGUACUACAGCGAGGCAACUGUGAUCGUUUUCUCUUAGCCUGUCCUCGGUACCUCGGAAGAUUGAUAUACUGCCGCUUGUGGCACGAUAACUCGGGAAUAGACGACCGAGCUUCCUGGUACUGCAGCUACGUCGGUGUACUGGAUCUACAGACUGGUAAGAAAUCACAUUUCGUGGUUGGACGUUGGUUAGGUGUGGAGGAGGACGAUGGCCAGGUACGUCUAUGCAUUCCAGCUUAUUAA